AGUUUUCUUCUUGCCUUCGAAGCUGCUUGCUAACGUUUUCUUCAAGCACGAACGAUUCCCGAGCCACCGAAUAAAGAUAUCCAUGAAGAAAUCAGUAGCAACAGCAAGUCUGUAUUGCUUUCUGGUAUCCGGUAUGGCGCUGCUGUUCUUUCGCAACUCGAGUCCAGGAACUCGGGAGCAAACCUCUCAAGAACUUUCACUGGGAAAGAACAGCAGCGUAGACGGCUGCAAAGGCAAGAGGGUCUUCGUCUACAAUCUCCCCAGUGAAUUCAACUCGCAGCUGCUCGAGCGAUGCAACUCGGGCAUUGUCAACUGGCUCAACUUCUGCGAUCACGUCUCCAACGACGGAUUUGGACAGCCAGUGCCACAGGAGUUCGAGCCGCUGCUGGGAAAAGGGUGGUACAAGACCGACUCAUACAUGCUCGAGGUGAUCUUCCACCGGAGAAUGGCGAGCUACGAGUGCCUCACAGACGAUCCAGCUCGAGCAAACGCGUUCUACGUCCCAUACUACGCCGGGCUGGACGCCUUGCACUACCUCUACAACCCCGGCGCCAACAAGAGCUUGCAUGGAGCCGGGGUGGCGGAGUGGCUCGAGAGGAACGCCGCGAGGAAGUUUUGGGAUGAAGAACAGGGCGGCGGCGGUCGAGACCACUUCAUGGUGAUGGGAAGAACAGCCUGGGACUUUGGAGCUGGAUCAAACCCGGACCUUGAUCGCUGGGGGACGCCGAUCCUCGCGUCUCCAAAGUUCUCGAGCAUGAGCGUGCUGUUCGUGGAGAAGAAUCCGUGGGAUCCUCGUCGCCGGCAACACGCGGUACCAUACCCGACUGCGUUCCAUCCGGGCUCUCGCGGCGAGCUGGGCGAUUGGAUCGCGAGAGUCCGGGGCUCGCGGAGGAGCUACUUGUUCGCGUUCGCGGGGGCUCCGCGGCCAUCGCAGGAGGCGAGCAUCCGGAGCUUACUGCUGGAUCAGUGCGUGGGCGAUGCGAGCGCGCGGUGCAAAUUCGUCGACUGUGGUGAGCGGCGCUGCGGACACGAUCCGGCGCCCAUCGCCGCGGCGUUUCUCAGCGCGGAUUUUUGCCUCCAGCCGCGCGGCGAUAGCGCCACUCGACGAUCCGUGUUUGAUGCCAUCGUCGCCGGGUGUAUCCCGGUGUUCUUCCACGAGGACUCGGCAUAUUCUCAGUACACGUGGCAUCUUCCGGACGAUCCGCGUGGCUACUCUGUGUUCGUCCGUGAGGAGGAGAUCAAGGGCGGGAAUGUGAGCAUCUCCGAGGUUCUUGGGAGGUUCCCGCGCGAGGAGGUGGCCGCAAUGAGAGCGCGCUUGCUGGAGAUGGCGCCCAGAUUGAUCUACGCGCGCGGGGGAGGGUCUGAUCGGCUGGAGGGUGAUGCGUUUGAUGUUGCGAUCCAGCGGGUUUUGGAGGAAGCAGCCCAUGGGUCGAUCGCUCGAGGCUGAAAUUGAUGAAUGGAAUCGAGAGAGUUUCUUUCUUCUUCCUCUCCUCUCGAAUUGAUGUGUUUGCCGCGAAUAAGAUGAUCGAGAAGCACGGCAGGAGUGGAAGCGUCCAUCGCGCGCUCGAGAUCUUUCGCGAGUUGGGAUCGCGGAGGGAUUCCUUCAGCUGGGAUCUGAUGCUCGUGGCGGCGCUUCGCAGCGAUCGACUCCAGUUGGCGCGGGAGCUCUUGGCAGCGAUGCCGAUCCUCACGCCCUGUUCGUGCUCCGCGAUGAUCACCGCAUUGGGUGAGUGUGGGCAUUUGCGAGAAGCCGAGCUCUUGUUUGAUCGGUUUCCGGGAAGGAAUCUUAUUGUCUGGACCGCACUGCUGGGUGCGUUUGCACGAAAUGGUGGCAUUAGCCAGGCAGGGGCUCUGUUUGAUUUGAUGCCAAUGCGAGAUUUAUAUGCAUGGAACACAAUGCUCAUUGCAAAUGCCAAAGCUGGGCAUCUUACAAAAUGUAGGGAGCUCUUUGAAGAGAUCCCAGAAAUUAGUAUUAUAUCUUGCACAAUAAUUAUUAGAGAGUUUACAGA
Selaginella moellendorffii is the source of this 2009-nucleotide messenger RNA. RefSeq names its product probable xyloglucan galactosyltransferase GT11. The transcript has 2 exons. Gene Ontology annotation, molecular function: glycosyltransferase activity. Bases 83 to 1447 code for a protein of 454 amino acids. The record is from RefSeq and is a predicted model, not a curated record. NCBI's taxonomy places the organism in Eukaryota, Viridiplantae, Streptophyta, Lycopodiopsida, Selaginellales, Selaginellaceae.